This is a messenger RNA of Paramuricea clavata, 900 nucleotides long. NCBI's taxonomy places the organism in Eukaryota, Metazoa, Cnidaria, Anthozoa, Malacalcyonacea, Plexauridae. The record is from the annotation of a GenBank genome assembly.
AUGUCUGAUGUACCAUGGGAAAGCGAAGAGAAGCGAAAUUACAUUUGUAUGCGACAUAUUAUCACUGAUGUUGUAAGUGAAGGAUUGAGGAAAGUUUUUAAAAACGAAUGGAACACUCGUUUCCAGGCAAGUUUUGGAGCAUGGGAUGACACCAGUGCAAGUGGUGUGCAGUUGUUUCAUCAGGAAAGUACACGCUCAAGACCAAACAAGAACGUGAACCAGGCAAAAUUUCAACAUGGAGAUACAAAUCAAUGGGAUUCUUCCGUGCUUUUUGACGCAAUUUUGUUCUCCAACUCUAUUGGUAAAUCAAGUUUGAAUCCAAUAAUUAACACUGCAGUUGACAAUAUUCGAAAGAUGAGAAAUAAAAUUAUGCAUGCUGAUGAAACAAUCCUAUCUGAUGCUGACUUCCAAACCAUGAUCAAUGAUGUUGAAAAUGCAUUUAAAGCCUUAGGUCUUCCAAUUCAUGAUAUCGCACGAAUUAAAAUUAAGAGAAACCGUUACAAAUCAUUUCAAGUUUUACCUUCAAAGCCAAUCCACCAAGUUGUUUACCGUUCUGAGAAAAUCAACGAAAUGAAACAGGAACUCCAGACAUUGCGCACUAGUAGCGGAGGGAAACUUACAUAUCUCUAUAUUUCUGGAAAUCCCGGAAGUGGUAAAUCAGAACUAUCCCGGCAGAUGUGCGAGGAUUUGUUCAAAGGCGUAAAUUGGGAAACAGAGCAGACAUUUGCAAUGACAUUGGAUGGAAAAGAUGAAGACAGUAUUCUCCAAUCGUAUCAAGAUUUUAGUCGACGUCUAAAUUGUUCCGAGAGUAUACUGGUAAAUGUAAUGAAUUCAUGCAAACCAAAACGUAAAAAGAUCAAAGAUUUAAGAUCACUGAUUGAAAGCAUAAUCAAGAACUAG